This is a messenger RNA of Salvelinus sp. IW2-2015, 1482 nucleotides long. The record is from RefSeq and is a predicted model, not a curated record. Lineage: Eukaryota; Metazoa; Chordata; Actinopteri; Salmoniformes; Salmonidae.
GAAGAGCCCAUAGAAGACAGUGAGUCAACAGUGAGCAUGAUGACUGUGAUGGAGGUGAUGACGAGGGCAAGGAUGAGGAAGAGGGAAACCACGAGAGAGAGCAGCGACGUAUGAUGAAGAAGAACUCGGAUGACGAAGAUGAAGAACAACCCGAUGAUGAUGAAAAUUAUGAGGACAAGGACUACGAUGUCAGUGAAGAUGAUGGCGACUCUGACUUCAGGCACAAUGUCUCCUCUAUGGAGAGGAGACAUUGUCACACGCAGGCAUGCCAAAAUACUACAGGAGGACCCAGCGAAGAAAUCGGGCUCUGACGCCAAGUCUUCUGACCAGCAGGACGGUACAGCAGAGGGAAAUGACAAGCAGGCCUCAAACGCCACAAGGCGUUUACUUUGACGGCGAGGAGUCAUGCUACAUCAUCGAUGCAAAGCUGGAGGGGAAUGUGGGUCGCUACCUCAAUCAUAGCUGCCACCCAAACCUGUUUGCGCAGAAUGUUUUUGUGGACACACAUGACCUUCGAUUCCCCUGGGUGGCUUUCUUCACCAGCAAGCGCAUCAGAGCUGGUACAGAACUGGCGUGGGAUUMUAAAUGUGAGCUCGGUGUGAAAAGGUCGUCAAGAAUCCUAAAUUGUCGCUGUGAUCCAGAGUGUAGGGAAAAGUUAUGAAUGCCCUUACGUCUUCUUCCAGCUUCACCCCUGAAGUACAUUUAUGAAUAUAUUGUAGUAGGUGGUCUAGUUUUUGUAUUUUAAACCAUGCAGUGCCUGAGGUUUUUGUUCAUAUUACGAUUCUUAAAUUGUGCUCGAAUAAGUUCAUUCGGAAGUAUUGUCUCCUAGUUAAAUAAAAAAUAUUGAAAUGUCCUUUUCAGCAUUCCAAAUUUGUUCUGCAAAGUUAUUCUGCUCCAAAUAAUAUUUAGUUAAACUAUAUUCUCACAUUUUCCUUAAAUGUUUCCAAAGAAAAUGUUUUGUAAAUGUAUUAAACCAUCAAGCAGUUGUGCAGAAGGGUCUGGCCAAAGACAGUUGUGAGAGAGAAAUUACAUAUUUACCUGAUUUUGUUUGAUAUUAAUAGUUAAUGAUUUAUAUACUUAACAAAUAGUAAGACAUUUCUGUUCUGUUAAUGCUGUCUUUCUGUAAAGGGAUGGUUUCCACUCUAGGUUCCUCCAGUUAGUCUGGGCGUAUUGUCAAGAAAUGGGUUUUGCGAGAGAUCGCUUGAGCUGACAGUGACUUGGUGAUAAAAACCUACAGCUGGCAUUCCAUAGACAAGAUGUGGUGUGUGUGACCCGAGAUGGAGAUAGGCUGGAAGUGUUUAGAACCAUCCCUCAUUGUCUCAUCUUCAUCCUUGCAUCUGGGAAACUAAGCCRGGUUGGGAGUAAAACAACAUCCUGUGCAGAUAACCAGGAGAUGAACCCAAGGUGACUUGUGGUGCCCCCCACCCGAUCAGCAUGGGAGGGAUGGAACCAGCCAUGACUAAGCAAUUUUAGUGUCAGCUA